Molecule: messenger RNA, 592 nt
Organism: Camelina sativa (false flax)
Lineage: Eukaryota; Viridiplantae; Streptophyta; Magnoliopsida; Brassicales; Brassicaceae
Source: RefSeq, a predicted model, not a curated record
AAAAAACCAAUGAAGAAGAGAACAAAUACGGAACCGUCCGCCUCCGGAGCAAAGAAACGCCGGCGAGAGGAAGAUGACGAAGAAGUGGGUUGUAGUCACGCUGCAGUUGAAGAUGAUGCAAUAUCCGAGGAUCAGUAUCUUCCUCUCGAGGAUGAACUCACCUUUAGCGACACAUCUGUUGCACUACGAAUGAUGCGAGCUCAGUUUCCUCGUAUUGACCAGGCUUCGGUUCCACCCUUCAUUUUACAGUCGCAGUUAUACAGUAGUGUCAAUGAUAGAACCCAAGUCGAUAGAGAGUUAGAGUGUUUACGAAGGGAGAAAGUUGUAGAUCGAAUAGUGAAGAGGAUGGAAGAGAAGAAACAAAGUAAUCUUGAAAUUGUCAAGUGGUUCAAAGGCCAUGUCCUUGAUUCAAAACUUGAACCUAGUAUUGGACAUCAUGAGCUAUUUUCACUGUUGUCAUUGGGCGGAAAGGUGAAGGAUGCACACAUCACUAUCUUAAUUAACGCAGGUCUUCUCGUAAGUAAAGAUUUAUACUCCUACUUAUAUCUGCUCCUCCAUGUAUCUCUUACCCUCUUUUAACUAUAAAUACCAA